AUGAGAAGUAACUUUACUUCAGUGAAUGAGUUUAUUCUUCUGGGACUGACCAGUUAUUGGGAAUUACAGAUUGUCUUCUUCCUGCUAUUUCUGGUCAUUUACAUGGCCACAGUGGCAGGGAAUCUGGGCAUGAUUAUACUCAUCCAUGUCAAUGUCCGGCUCCACACACCCAUGUACUUCUUCCUGAGCCACUUAUCCUUUGUGGAUCUGUGCUUCUCCACCAAUGUGACUCCAAAGAUGCUGGAGAUUUUUCUCUCAGAGAGGAAAACCAUUUCCUAUUCUGCUUGUCUGGUACAGUGUUAUUUUUUUAUUGCCUUGGUCCAUGUGGAGAUCUAUGUCUUGGCCAUGAUGGCCUUUGACUGGUACAUGGCCAUCUGCAACCCUCUACUUUAUGGCAGCAAAAUGUCCAAGAAUGUCUGUACAUCCCUCAUCAUGGUGCCUUAUGUGUAUGGAGCUCUCACUGGGCUGAUGGAGACCAUGUGGACCUACAACCUGGCCUUCUGUGGACCCAAUGAGAUUAAUCACUUCUACUGUGCUGACCCUCCACUGAUUAAGCUGGCUUGUUCUGACACCUACAACAAGGAGCUAUCCAUGUUUGUUGUGGCUGGUUUCAACUUCAGUUAUUCUCUCCUUGUUAUCCUCAUUUCUUACAUCUACAUAUUUCCAGCCACUUUGAGGAUUCGAUCUACAGAGGGUAGGCGCAAAGCUUUCUCUACCUGUGCUUCCCACCUGACAGCUGUUACCAUAUUCUAUGCAGCUCUUUUCUUCAUGUAUCUCAGGCCCCCCUCAGAGGAAUCUGUGGAACAGGGGAAAAUGGUGGCUGUGUUUUAUACCACAGUGAUCCCCAUGUUGAAUCCCAUGAUCUACAGCCUGAGGAACAAGGAUGUGAAAGAGGCGCUAACUAAAGAACUAUUCAGAAGAAAAUUGCCUUUGAAAUAAACUUCAGUGCUCCUAUUGGCUAGAUUUUUUUAUUUGUUUGUUUGUUUUUAAUUUUAUAUAGCCUAUGAAUUAUUCUUAGGAAACCCUGGUGCCAUAGUGGUUACAAGCUACAUCUGCUAAUCAAAAUGUCAGCAGUUCAAAUCCACCAGGCCCUCCUUGGAAACUCUAUGGGAUAAUUCUACUCUGUCCUAUAGGAUUGCUAUGAGUCAGAUUCAACUCAAUGCCAACAGGUUUUGUUUCGGUUUUGGUAUGAAUUAUUCUUAGGGCUUAAUCUAAAAAUAAUUUGCCCAAACAUGGAUGGUUGUCUUGAGUGGAUAGGGAAGGGAAUAAGUCCUUAUAUUUCCAUUCAUUCUAUUCAAUGUUGACACUAGACCAAAUUACAUUUUCAUCUUUAUGGAGAAAUGGUGUCAUUACAUGAAGUCAUGUAUAAUUUUUUGCCGCUUAAGAGAAACUGGAGCAUGAUAGCACCAGUUAUAUUUUGUAAGAAGUGAUUUAUUUUCCUCAAACAAGUCACUUAGUAUUUCACCUAGGUUAAAGACAUUACAUUGUAAUGUAGUCAAUAACAUUCUGUGUGGGUUGG
Molecule: messenger RNA, 1519 nt
Organism: Loxodonta africana (African savanna elephant)
Lineage: Eukaryota; Metazoa; Chordata; Mammalia; Proboscidea; Elephantidae
Product: olfactory receptor 5M8-like
Exons: 1
Coding region: 1-939 (312 amino acids)
Biological process (GO): G protein-coupled receptor signaling pathway; sensory perception of smell
Cellular component (GO): membrane
Molecular function (GO): olfactory receptor activity; G protein-coupled receptor activity; odorant binding
Source: RefSeq, a predicted model, not a curated record